Molecule: messenger RNA, 2235 nt
Organism: Dictyostelium discoideum AX4
Lineage: Eukaryota; Evosea; Eumycetozoa; Dictyosteliales; Dictyosteliaceae
Exons: 1
Coding region: 1-2235 (744 amino acids)
Source: RefSeq, a predicted model, not a curated record
AUGCCAAAUCAUUUCAUUCAUAGUUUUAUAUAUAAUGAAAAAGUUUCACAACUUUUAGAAAUUAGUAAAUGUUUAAUAUCAUUAUCGAGUUAUUAUCAAGAUUAUUAUCAACAAUUAAUUAAUAAAUCUUAUAAAUUAAACUCAUCAACUUUAAAAUCAUAUGAAAAUGUUAUUAAAAUUUUAAUUAAUGAUAAACCGGAGAAAUUAUUAACAAUUGAAGAAUUUGAAAUUAUUAAAGAGAAAUUUAAAAAUCAAAAUAUUUUAGAAUUAAAAGUUUAUGAAAUUUGUUGUACAGAUUCAAAUGUACAAUAUUUAUUUAAAAUGAUUUUACCAUUCAUAUCAUUAUCAAAGCUAUUAAAUAAUCUAUCAUUCUAUAAAAUGAAAUAUAAUGCAAAUUAUCAUCGUGAUCCAAUUCAUGAUAUUGUAAAUUACCAUAACCCAAUUUCAUUUGGCGAUUAUUUAGUUUUACAAAAUUCAAAUAAUUCUAAAACAAUAAUUGAACAAUUUUCAACAAAUACAUUAUUUAAAUAUUGUAAAUCUGAUAAAGAAAAACAAUUACAAUUCAUUUCAAAUGUAAUUAAUGAUAUUAUUAAAUUUGAAAAAUAUGAAAAUUUUAAAAAUCAAAAUCAAGAAUUGGGUGAAAAAGUAGAUGAUGAUGAACAACAAAUUAAUCAAUCAUCAUCAUCAAGUGAUUUAAUUAAUAGUUUUUUAUCAACAUUAAUUGUAUUAAAUCAAUAUGAAUUUAUUAAAUUAGUAUUUGAAGAAUUAUCAAAAAGAUUAAUUAAUCCAAUAAUAUCAAUACCAUAUUAUUAUUUCCUUUUAUUAGAUUCAAUUGAAAUUUUUGAUUAUUUAUUUUUAAAAGUUAAACAACAACAACAAAAAGAUCAAAAAUUAAAUAAUGAAUUAGAUUUAAAACAAUUUUUAUUAAUUAAAAAUGAAAUAAUUAUAAAUCAUUUUAAAGAGAAAUAUCCAGAUAGUUAUCAUUUAAUGGUUGAAUUAAUAAUUAAAGAAUUAAAAUUAAAUGCAAAAAGAAAUUCAAUUGAUUUUAAAUGUGUAAAGUAUGCUUGGGAUUUACAUUUAUUAGAAUCAAAAGAUGAUUUUAAAAUCAUUUGGUAUUCAAUUAUUAUUGAUGAAUUAACAUUUGAUCAAUACAUUUGGUUAAUUCAAAGAACACCAAAAUCAAUUCCAUAUAGAAUUGGUAAUCUUAAUAAUAGUGAUACCUAUUUUAAAAAUAAUAAUAAUGAUGAUGAAGAUGAUAAAAAUUAUUUUUCAAAUUGUGGUAGUAAUCCAAAUAAAAAUUUAAUUCAAGUUUUUAAAUGGAUUGAUGAAAAUAAGAGAGACCAUUUAGUUUCAUCUGAUCAUCAUUUAUAUUGUUAUUUUGAUAAUCAAGUAUUUUAUUUAUUUAAUUACUUUAAUAAAUCUUUAAAUUUUUAUAUUGGAUUAUGUAUUUCUCAAUAUUUCUUUAAAUUUAUGAAUCCAGUUUGGAAUCAAAUUGCAUUACGUGGUGAUACUGAAACUUUAGGUAGAAUAAUGUCAACUUUCUUUUACAAUGAACAACAAUCAGUUAAUGAAAAACAUUAUCUUUAUAAUUUCAUUAAAAAGUCAACAAUUUAUGGAAACUUAAAAAUUAUUCAAUUUUUAAAUCAAAAUUAUCCUUUUGUUUUUCAAACAUUUAAAGAUUCUUCACAAUCAUUCUCAUUUUCUUCUUCAAAUAAUAAUAAUAAUAAUAAUAAUAAUAAUAAUAAUAAUAAUAAUAAUAAUAAUAAUAAUAAUAAAAAUAAUAAUAAUAUUGAUAAUAUUGAUAAUAAUAAAAAUAAUAAUAAUACACCAACAAAAAAAAAUAGAUUCUCGGUAGCAAUAACAAGUUUAAUUAAAAACAAUAAUAAUAAUAAUAAUAAUAAUAAUAAUAAUAAUAAUAAUAAUAAUAAUAAUAAUAAUAAUAAUAAUAAUAAUAAUAAUAAUAAUGAUUUUAAUAAUAAUAAUAAUUCAAAUAAUUUGAAUAAUAAUCCAUUAAAGAAAUUAUUAAAAACUGAUUUGGAUAGUAUAAUAGAGUUAUGUAUAAAUAAUGGUCAUGUUGAAUUAUUUUUAUACUUUAAAAAUUCAAUUUUACAUUCAUCUUUUUCAAUUCCAACUUGUAUUAUUCAAUCUAAAAACAAUGUUUCCUUAUUAAAUCAUUUAAAUAUAAAAUUGAAUUCUGAAAUUUUAAAUGGAAAGAAAAUAAAGAAUAUGUUUUAA